Messenger RNA from Quercus lobata, 1255 nucleotides. RefSeq names its product Protein kinase superfamily protein. NCBI's taxonomy places the organism in Eukaryota, Viridiplantae, Streptophyta, Magnoliopsida, Fagales, Fagaceae. The transcript has 7 exons. Gene Ontology annotation, molecular function: protein serine/threonine kinase activity; ATP binding. The record is from RefSeq and is a predicted model, not a curated record. The coding region runs from base 1 to 1113 and encodes 370 amino acids. Gene Ontology annotation, biological process: protein phosphorylation.
AUGAGUUGCAGCGAGAAUAACAGGGGAGUUCGUGACGAGGGGGAAUAUGAGCAAUCGGUUUUGCGGUCUGAGACAACGCAGAAUGGAUCAAUAACAGUGGAACAGCAGUUAACUAUUGAUGAGAAUUUGCUGGUUGACCCGAAAUUGCUUUUUAUUGGGUCGAAAAUCGGCGAGGGAGCACAUGGCAAAGUGUAUGAAGGAAGGUAUGGUGAUCAAAUUGUGGCUAUUAAAGUCCUCCAUCGUGGGAGCACUGUGGAAGAAAGAACUGCACUUGAGAGUCGAUUUGCACGGGAAGUUAAUAUGAUGUCACGUGUUAAACAUGAUAAUCUAGUCAAGUUUAUUGGAGCUUGUAAGGACCCUUUAAUGGUGAUAGUAACAGAGCUGUUACCUGGAAUGUCACUCCGGAAGUAUUUACUCACUAUCCGUCCAAAUCUAUUAGACCUUCACGUGGCUAUAAAUUUUGCUCUUGAUAUUUCUCAUGCCAUGGAAUGUCUUCAUGCCAAUGGGAUUAUACAUAGAGAUCUAAAACCUGACAAUUUGCUGCUUACGGCGAAUCAGAAGUCUGUGAAGCUUGCAGAUUUUGGUCUUGCAAGAGAAGAAUCUGUGACAGAGAUGAUGACUGCAGAAACUGGGACUUAUCGUUGGAUGGCUCCUGAGUUGUAUAGCACCGUGACAUUGCGGCAAGGAGAGAAGAAACAUUACAACAACAAGGUUGACGUCUACAGUUUUGGAAUUGUCCUAUGGGAACUAUUGACCAACCGUAUGCCAUUUGAAGGCAUGUCCAACUUGCAGGCUGCUUAUGCUGCUGCUUUCAAGCAAGAGAGGCCUACUCUUCCUGAAGAUAUUUCCCCUGAGCUUGCCUUCAUCAUACAGUCAUGUUGGGUAGAGGACCCAAACCUGAGGCCAAGCUUUAGCCAGAUCAUCCGCAUGCUUAAUACGUUUCUCUUCACACUCUCACCACCCUCACCAUCAUUACCGGAAUCUGAUACCAAUGAGGCUGAGGCAGCAGCAAGUAGUAAUGGUACCAUGACUGAAUUCUCUGCACGCGCGAGGGGGAAGUUUUCUUUCAUACGCCAGCUCUUCACUGCUAAGAGGACAAAGAACUCACAAUGAGCGGGUGAAGAAAUUGCUUCAUGGUCACUACUGGGCUGGAUUGAGUUGAGUUGAAUGAUCAUGUCUUGUCUGUAUGUAAAUAUCGAAUAUGGACAGAUGUACUUGUGCUUGAAAAGGCAUUGAUGGCCAAUUUUGACUAGUC